AUGGCUACAGCAGGUUAUACACGUCCUCAAACUUAUUCAUCAAUUCGAGACGAUGACGAUGAUGCACUUGAUAUUCAAAUAGAUUCGGAUACUACACGUUCAACGGCAAGUGGUGGUGUUAAAAAACUUCAUGGUCAAGUGCAAGAAGUUGUUGGUGUUAUGAAGAAAAAUAUCGACAAAUUAUUAGAUCGUGAUGUUGCAUUAAAUAAUUUAAUGACACGUGCUGAAGAUCUUGAAACAUCAGCUACAACAUAUAAUCAAACAACAAAACAAUUACGACGAAAAUAUUGGUGGAAAAAUGCAAAAACGAAUGUUUGCAUUGCUGGCAUUGUUAUCAGUGUUAUUUUGAUUAUCAUUAUGGCUAUUGUUUUCAAUCGUCGUGGAAAGAACUAA
Rotaria sp. Silwood2 is the source of this 393-nucleotide messenger RNA. The record is from the annotation of a GenBank genome assembly. Lineage: Eukaryota; Metazoa; Rotifera; Eurotatoria; Philodinida; Philodinidae.